Molecule: messenger RNA, 811 nt
Organism: Prunus dulcis (almond)
Lineage: Eukaryota; Viridiplantae; Streptophyta; Magnoliopsida; Rosales; Rosaceae
Exons: 2
Coding region: 112-810 (232 amino acids)
Source: RefSeq, a predicted model, not a curated record
AACAAAACUUUUUUUUUUUCACCUGCUAUAAAUAUGCCUCCAUCAACUUCGUUGGUCCAAAUAUCCUUCACAAAAUCUCUCCCUUGAACCAAUUUGAAGUUCUAAAUAGCAAUGGAAUGGUCUCCUCAAGAUGCCUUGAAAGCUUACUUACACACUCUUCAUCUGUGUAAGGUUGACAAAGAUGAAGACUUGAGCCUUGGAAAUCACACAACCGCUACCAGUAUUAUCAUAGAGCCAAAAUGCAUGGAAUUUAUAUCAGCUUUGGCAGCUGGAAAGCGAGCAAGAUUAAUCCUGCAAAUCACCUCUCAAGGCAUAACGCCAAUGACAGUUUCACUGGCUGUGGCUGCAAAGCAAAUCGGAGGCCGACUAAUUGUGUGGAUUAACAGUCAGGAUGUGGAUCGUGUGCAGGAAAGUAGCAAAACCCUGUUUGUGGAAAAUGGUCUUGACGAGGUCAUUGAAUAUGUUUAUGGCACUGAUCCUUGUAUGCUGGUGAAGCAGUUGAAGAACAUAGAUUUUGCGGUUGUUGACUUCAAGUUAAAAGAUCACUUGAAAUUGUUGAAGAUUAUGAACUUUAAUCCAAAUGGGUGCAUAGUUGUAGGAACCAACGUUGAUGACCCUAAGACUAAGAGGGAUUUUGGAGGUCCAGUGAUUCUUGAUCGAGUUUUUAAGGAGAAGAAAGGGUUUCGUUAUGUGACUCUACCUUUAGGAGAAGGAAUAGAGAUGACAAGAUUUAGAGCCGUUGGCAAUGGUGGCAAGUGCCAUUGCCAGAGCAAGAGAUAUAAAAGAUUUCAUGUAACAUUUGAAAAUUGAA